This is a messenger RNA of Poecile atricapillus (Black-capped chickadee), 3327 nucleotides long. It is a transcript of the gene PMM2, whose product is annotated as phosphomannomutase 2. Gene Ontology annotation, biological process: mannose metabolic process; GDP-mannose biosynthetic process; protein N-linked glycosylation. Gene Ontology annotation, molecular function: phosphomannomutase activity. The transcript is spliced from 8 exons. The record is from RefSeq and is a predicted model, not a curated record. NCBI's taxonomy places the organism in Eukaryota, Metazoa, Chordata, Aves, Passeriformes, Paridae. Gene Ontology annotation, cellular component: cytosol. The coding region runs from base 27 to 770 and encodes 247 amino acids.
GAGGCGCGGCCCCGCCAGCCCCGGCCAUGGCGCCGCCGCCCGCAGCGCUCUGCCUGUUCGACGUGGAUGGCACCCUCACGGCUCCGCGGCAGAAAAUCUCGGCGGAGAUGGCGGCGUUCGUGCAGCGGCUGCGGCAGAAGGUGAAGGUGGGAGUGGUGGGCGGCUCGGACUUGGCCAAGAUCCGCGAGCAGCUGGGCGAGGACGUGAUUGAAAAAUAUGAUUACGUGUUCCCAGAAAACGGCCUGGUAGCAUACAAAGAUGGGAAGUUCUUGAGCAAGCAGAGCAUUCAGGGCCACCUGGGUGAGGACAUCCUUCAAGAUAUCAUCAACUACUGCCUGAGUUACAUUGCAAAGAUUAAACUGCCAAAGAAGAGAGGCACCUUCAUUGAGUUCCGAAACGGGAUGUUAAAUGUGUCCCCCAUUGGAAGAAGCUGCAGCCAGGAAGAAAGACUUGAGUUCUGUGAAUUUGAUAAAAAGGAGCAUAUAAGAGAGAAAUUUGUAGCUGAUCUACAAAGAGAAUUUGCAGGCAAAGGCCUCACAUUUUCUAUAGGAGGGCAGAUAAGCAUCGAUGUGUUCCCAAAUGGCUGGGAUAAAAGGUACUGCUUAGGAAUUGUUGCCAAGGAUGGAUACAAGACUAUUUAUUUCUUCGGAGACAAGACCAUGCCAGGAGGGAAUGACUAUGAAAUUUUCACAGACUCCAGAACAGAAGGCCACAGUGUCACAUCCCCACAGGAUACAAGGAGAAUCUGUGAAGAGCUAUUUUUUAAAUAAAAGACUUGAAGAAUUCACAAUUCCAAGACGGUUCAAACUUGAAACAUCAUCUUCCUUCUGUAUUAUUUUUUUGUAAUUGGUCAUGAAUAACAGGUGCUUUGCAGUCAUUAGUGAAGGGAAAUAUUUUAAUUGAAGACCCCUUGCUGACUGGGGGAACACAGCAGAGCUCAUUUAACACCAUCCUUUCAGCUUCCAAUCACAGAAAUUGUUUUCUUUUUAUUUGAUUGUGGGGUUUGGGUUGGGUUAUAUUUUGGUUUUUAAGAUACCUGUAAACUUCCUUAACUAAUUAAUUAUAAUUCAGGGAGGGAAGGGGAAGCAUAACCUGCCUCUAGUUGAUUCACAGUCUCGAAAUUUGCCUCCAAGGCUUAAUCCCUGUUUUUUUAUCUUGAGGCUGUUUUUUAAAAGAUGCAGUUAUUUUUUUUAAAUACUUACCUUGUGCUAAAUGAAUUAACUUGAAUUAUAAGACAAGUUGGGAUUUUCUUGUCUAAAACUGGAAGAUGAGUAGAAGGGAAAGGUUUUAUUUCUUCCUUGGGUUGGGAAGAUGGUACUGAACCAGAAGUCCCUGACUGCCAUCCCUGGGAAUGCUGGACCAGCUGGUGCCAAAGUUCCCUCCUCAGGGAGGGAUGGAUGUGGUGCCAAGGCACAGUCAGGUCAUGGUACCUACACCCUUUGCAUACCAAAUCUAAAAAAAAAAAAUUGGUAACAAUUAUUUAAAAUAACUUCAGCACAUUAGGAAAAUAUAUUUCUGUCACUUUGUGAUCAUUUUCUGAGAUUCCUGGUUAAGGGUAGGUGAGAUUUUUUGCACUACAAAAAUUACCUAAAUUAUGUUUCUAUUAAAAUUCAAGUCAAUGCCUGACACUCUGUGUAACUGUUAAUAUUACUUUUCUCAUCUGGUAUUAGGAAAGUAAUCUUGAGUAUAAACGGUUUGAUUUAGUAAAGGGGAAUAAAAUCUGAUUUUAUCAUGAAAAAAUACUGUUUCAGUUUUUAUCUUGGUAAAUAAAAUACUUAAAGCAAACCUGUUGCAUGCUGCCUUCUGUAGAAAGAAAUGAGUAAUUUGAAUCUUGCCUGUUCCAUGGGAUACUUGCACAGUAAAAAGGCAGAGAAUAGAAUCUUUGUGUACCACCCAAAAUCCCUAAAAGAGCUUACAAAAAAAAGGGGGGGAGCUGCAAUGCACCUCAGGCACCAAAACUGUUUUGUCUUCUAGCACACCUCCCCUAGCUCAUUCCUGCUUUAAUGGGGGCUGACAGGAGCAGAGCCAUUCCUGGUGCAGGAGUGCUCUUCAGGGACAGACUGCACGAGCUGCUGGGCUGUGUGUGCUCCAUGGCCUGCACCUGAUGACUUGGUUAUUUCACUGCAGGGCUGCCUGCUCUACUGGCACAAAGUUACUGGGGCAAAAUACCCUGUGCAGGAUCAAAGCCAGGUUUGUUCUCAGCCCCAUACACAACAUUUCUGGCUGCUCUGUCUUGGGAGCCUCCUCUGACAUGUCCUGGCCUUACUCUGGUAACUGCAGUCAGUGGAUGUGAAAACAUUUCCUUAAACUUUUAAAUGUCACCAGCCAGGGGUCCGUGUGCAGGCACUUGCACUCCUUCAAAGCUGAUCCUCUUCAGCACCAGCUACCCAGGGAGCAGACUGGAAACACAUUAAAGCACUGAAAUGGUUUCAUUUAUUGUAAAGAAAGCAGGGGCUGAUAUUCCAACAAGCUGCACAGUGAUAAACCCACCGCUACCAAGGCAUAUGGGUCAUAAAGAACAAAACCAAACCCAAACCCCACGACACCAUGGUGUAACACAGGUACAGCUAAGGGAAACAAGCCAGCACAGCAGUUCCUGACCCCACACCCCUGUGCUGUCACCACAUCACACCUGGGAACAGACCAGCUGCUGUGAAAGGCUCAGGACACGUCCUGACAGUGAGCACCUCUUGGUGAAGCUCCAAACACACAACUGAAGCUACACUGUUCUAUACAACUAACAAGAGUUGUGCCUUUUUUUUUUUUUUAUUUUUUUUUUUUAUUUGCAAAGUCAAUAAAAAUCCACUGUUAGGAACAUAACAGAGAAAAAUGCUUCACUUGGAAAAAAAAAAUAUGUGGAAGGCAAAUAGGAACAAAACCAAUUUAGCAGCAGCACUACAACAGCAUGAAGAGUCUGGGGAAGGGUGGCCCUAUCACAUCCUACCAAGCAAGUUUGCCAGGGAAACAGAUGCAGAAUCUACUUCAAGACAGCUGAGCCUGUUAACUCACACAGUAUUUAGUACACAGCACCUGGGCAGCACACUCCUGCUGUGCAGCAGUGCAGGGUCCUGCCUGCCCAGUGGCACACCAUGGCAGCCAGCUGUAUGCAGUCUAGAAGGCAAAUCUUCAGCCUUGUCAAAAUUCAGACACAGUCAGAGGCUAUGAAGUAUCCACUACAGCUCUACAGUAUUCUACCACUUACCUUGAAGCAAAUUCAAAUUUGGGAUGGAUUGUUUUGUUUGUUUUUUUGUUUGUUUGUUUUUAAUACUGGCCUAUAAAAUCUGUUGCUAAUCAACCAUCAAGGCACCUAAGUAAAUUCACAAACAA